AUGCUGGAACAUCUUCAGCCCCAAUACACGUACUGCGCCAUUCUGAGCACAGAGCCGAAACAGACAUAUUCACUCGAAAAUUCAGAUUUGAUACUCGACGCACUUUACCCGUCUCCGGCGGGACUCAUUGUCGGAGGUGCAUUCAGCGACGAAGAAGCGGAGAAAAUGGCUAGGCUUGUAGCGGCAAAGAAGACAGACAGUGGAAUGUCGAUUGAGUUUAUUAAAGUCCCCACUGGCACAUUCGAGAGCGGUGGUCCCCAGGGUCUGCUGAGGAAGGUUAAGGAGUUGUUAUACGAGAAAUUUGCACGUUAG
This is a messenger RNA of Exophiala xenobiotica, 312 nucleotides long. RefSeq lists its product as uncharacterized. The coding region runs from base 1 to 312 and encodes 103 amino acids. The record is from RefSeq and is a predicted model, not a curated record. NCBI's taxonomy places the organism in Eukaryota, Fungi, Ascomycota, Eurotiomycetes, Chaetothyriales, Herpotrichiellaceae. The transcript has a single exon.